AUGAACCAGAAGUCGUUACUUGAGCUUGAACCCGCUACAAAUAAUGGGGCACGAGAAGCGUCAAGACCAGUGAUUCGUGAAGUGAAUUCACUUGCAAGACUAUCAGCAACCGCCUACAGUCAACAGCAGAUGUCACAAUUAAUCCCUGAGGAGGAGGAGGAGGGGGAGUCACAAGAGCCACCGCAAGGCUCUUCCAGUACUGCGCAUCCUCUCGGUGAUGGUGAUCUGAACUCAACUGAAUUGAACUGA
Rodentolepis nana is the source of this 249-nucleotide messenger RNA. NCBI's taxonomy places the organism in Eukaryota, Metazoa, Platyhelminthes, Cestoda, Cyclophyllidea, Hymenolepididae. The record is from the annotation of a GenBank genome assembly.